Molecule: messenger RNA, 661 nt
Organism: Ahaetulla prasina
Lineage: Eukaryota; Metazoa; Chordata; Lepidosauria; Squamata; Colubridae
Product: serpin A3-4-like
Biological process (GO): negative regulation of endopeptidase activity
Molecular function (GO): serine-type endopeptidase inhibitor activity
Source: RefSeq, a predicted model, not a curated record
AUGAAAAUCAUCUUUCUCUUGUUGUUUAUUGCUGGAAUCCUUGCUGACAAUUCUUACCCACAAAUUUCUAUCCAUCCUAACGAGAAGAAUUGUGACAACUACCAGUAUGAACCUAACCCAAGAGGUGCCCGGACACCAAUGCAAGUAUUAGUUGACAGUAAUUCUGACUUUGCCUUCAAGUUCUUCAGGAAGGUCUCUUCCAGUGAAAGCCAUCAAGGUGGCAGAAGCAAAAGCAAUGUUGUCUUAUCUCUCUUAUGCAUCUCCUCCGCCUUUGCAAUGCUGGCCUUGGGUGCAAAGGAUAACACUUUAGAUCAGAUUUUGAAAGGACUUGACUUUAAGCCAUCAGAGAUCCAGGAGAGGAUGAUACAUGAAGGCUUCUGUGAACUCACACACAUGCUAAAUAAUGGAGGAGUUGGACACCAGAUGGAAAUCAGGAAAUGUCUCUUUGUGCAAAACCAGCUAUAUCCUGAAGAACAGUUUUUAAGUGGCCUCAAAAACUUCUAUGGAGGAGACAUCUUGGAAAAUUUUAAGAACACUGCAGCAACUAAGCAGCACAUCAACAGCUACAUCAAAAGGAAAACCCGUGGGAAGAUUUCUAAGCUUGUCGAUGAAGUCAGUCCCAACACUGAAAUUCUGCUAAUUAGUUAUAUUUAUAUGAAAG